This is a messenger RNA of Rotaria sp. Silwood1, 822 nucleotides long. The record is from the annotation of a GenBank genome assembly. NCBI's taxonomy places the organism in Eukaryota, Metazoa, Rotifera, Eurotatoria, Philodinida, Philodinidae.
AUGGAUGCUUCAAUUCAUUUGAAUUAUGAAUAUAUAAAUGAAAACGAAAUUGAUGAUGAACUUAAAUGUGUUAUAUGCAAACAACCACUUGAAGAUCCUGUGAGUUUAUCAAUAUGUAAUCAUACAUUUUGUAAACAAUGUAUUCAAAUAUGGCUUUAUGGAAAUCAAACAUGUCCAAUAUGUAGACAAAAUAUUAGACAUGGUUUUGAAAGAAAUAAUCAAUCAUUUAAACAAUCUUUAUAUGUUCCAAUUAAUACUCGAAUAGUACUUAAUCAAAUUGAUCGUCUUCUUGUUCGAUGUUUACUUUGUAAUGAAACAAAUAUUCAACGAUGUCAUUGGAAAAAUCAUGAAAACAAUUGUUUAAAAACAAUUGUAUCUUGUCCAUCAGCUGAUAUCAGAUGUCCAUGGAAAGGAUCAAAAGAUAAACUUUCAACACAUUUACAUAAUUGUUCAUUUCAACAAGUACGACCAAUUAUUAAUGAACUUAAAAAUAUAUUAAAUUUAACUCGAAUAAAACAAAUUGAAUUAGAAAAUCAUAUCACUAUACUCGAAAGCAAAGUUACUUUUCUUCUUAAAUAUAUUAAUAAUGGAAAUAUAAUGACACAAAAUUGUACAAAACCAGCAAAUCAAUGUAAAUAUAACAGUACAAAUGAAUUCAAUAAAAGUAAUCAAUUUAUUUGCAGUCUUUGUAAUCAAUAUAUACAUCGUGAACAGAUUUUACUUCAUGCUUGUUCAGGAGAUUGUAUUUGUCGUUCUUGUGUUACUUCUCAAUAUGUUGAUUGUUUUCAAACAUGGAAAUCAUCAAAAUUCGGAAAAGAUUGA